Nicotiana attenuata is the source of this 1131-nucleotide messenger RNA. RefSeq lists its product as uncharacterized. Lineage: Eukaryota; Viridiplantae; Streptophyta; Magnoliopsida; Solanales; Solanaceae. The coding region runs from base 1 to 1131 and encodes 376 amino acids. The transcript has 4 exons. The record is from RefSeq and is a predicted model, not a curated record.
AUGUUUUUCAGGUUUUUAGAUCUAAGGGCUAAAGAACCAGAUUUCAAUGUGGUGGUUGAAGGUGUUUGGAAUGUAGAAGUACAAGGAUCUCCAAUGUGGAGGGCAUAUAAGAAGGAAGAAUCAUUCUGGAAACAAAAAUCUGCGGUGAAAUGGUUUGUGGAGGGUGAGGUGAACUCAAGGUUUUUUCAUUCUAUAGUUAAAGGAAGGAAGAAAAGAUUAUCUUUAAAGAAGAUGAGGAGGGAUGAUGGAAACUGGAUUGAAGAGGAAAAAGAGAUUGCAAAGGAGGCUGUCUCCUUUUUCCAAAAACAGUUCACAAAAGAUAGUUAUGUUAAUAACUUCUCAGCUCUCAAUUGUAUUCGUAAACUCAUUGACGAGGCAAAUAACGUGAUGCUAAAUGCAGUCCCUACGAUGGAGGAAUUGAAAGGAGUGAUUCCUAAGGCAAUUACUCAUACAUGCCUUAUCUAUUGCCUAAGGUUGAGUGCCUACAGUCUUUCGAAGCUUACAUCCCCCAAUCAAAUAGGGUUCAUUAAAGGAAGGUCAAUCACAGACAAUAUCAUGAUGACACAGGAUAUAGUUCACAAUAUAACAAAACCAUCUCCACGUGGUAAUUUUGUAUUGAAGUUACACAUGACUAAAGCAUAUGACGGGGUCUCUUGGGAGUAUCUGUUUCAUGUUCUCAGGGAGAUGGGAUUUUCUGAAUGUUGGAUUGAGAGUGUUUGGAGGCUGAUGUCUAAUGUUUGGUAUUCUAUCAAUAUUAAUGGUGUUAGAUAUGGUUUCUUUAAAUCUAGCAGAGGAAUCAAGCAAGGGGAUCCUCUUUCUCCCUCGUUAUUUGUUAUUGGGGCAGAGAUUCUAUCCAGGUUGAUUGAUAGUCUACUGGAAUCAAACUUUAUAUCAUACUCUGCAAAUAAGAAUGGGCCACAUGUUACUCAUCUAUAUUAUGCAGCUGACACCAUCCUUUUCUCCUCUUGUGAUUAUGCGUAUUUGAGACAGAUGAUGACAAAUCCAAGGGUAUAUGAACAAGUGUCAGGCCAGCUAGUGAAUAAAGAGAAAUCUGGCUUUUAUGUCACCUUGCAUGAUGUUGCGCCAACUAUGAAUGACAUUAGGAUAAUCACAGGCUUAUCUCAGUGUUAA